CCGCCGCCGGGCCGUCGGCCGGCUGACAGGUGCUCGGGGCCCUGGCCGGGGACUCGUCGGCGGCGCGCGCGGCCCCCGCGGCCCCCCCUCCCCCUCGCCUUCGCCCCCAUCCCCCCCCCCCCACGCCGCCGCGGCGCGGCGCAGGAUCUGUUCAGACCUCGGGGAACUGGUUCAGGUCCAGGUUCUGCUUUGAUCCUCGGCGCAAACUGGAGACGCCGAAGAGGGCCCUCGGAGAAAGCCUUGGAUGGGAGGAUGUGGGAAGGAGCCCGCGGGGCUCGGCGGCGCUGAGCACGGCCCGCAGCCCCGCCGCCCCGGUGCCCGCCGCCCGCGCGCCCGCCCGCUCAGCCCAAUGCUCCUCUUCGGGCUCCUCCUGCUGACAUCCGCCCUGGCCGGCCAGAGACCCGGGACCCGGGCUGAGUCCAGCCUGAGCAGCAAGCUCCAGCUCGCCGGCACCAAGGAGCAGAACGGAGUACAAGAUCCCCAGCAUGAGAGAAUUAUUACUGUGUCUACUAAUGGAAGUAUUCACAGCCCACGGUUUCCUCAUACUUAUCCAAGAAAUAUGGUCUUGGUAUGGAGAUUAGUAGCAGUAGAGGAAAAUGUAUGGAUACAGCUCACAUUUGAUGAGAGAUUUGGGCUUGAAGACCCAGAAGAUGACAUAUGCAAGUAUGAUUUUGUAGAGGUUGAGGAACCCAGCGAUGGAGCCGUAUUAGGGCGCUGGUGUGGGUCUGGCACUGUGCCGGGAAAGCAGAUUUCUAAAGGCAAUCAGAUCAGGAUACGGUUUGUGUCUGAUGAAUAUUUUCCUUCGGAACCCGGGUUCUGCAUCCACUAUAACAUUGUCAUGCCAUUCACAGAAACUGUGAGUCCUUCCGUGCUACCCGCUGCAGCUUUGCCACUGGACCUGCUUAACAAUGCUGUCACUGCCUUUAGCACCUUGGAAGAUCUGAUUCGGUAUCUUGAACCAGAUAGAUGGCAGCUGGACUUAGAAGAUCUAUACAGGCCCACCUGGCAACUGCUGGGCAAGGCUUUUGUGUUUGGAAGAAAAUCCAGAGCGCUGGGCCUGAACCUGCUCAAGGAAGAGGUGCGGCUCUAUAGCUGCACGCCUCGCAACUUCUCCGUGUCCAUCCGGGAGGAGCUCAAGAGGACCGACACCGUCUUCUGGCCGGGCUGCCUCCUGGUGAAGCGCUGCGGCGGGAACUGCGCCUGCUGCCUGCACAGCUGCAGCGAGUGUCAGUGUGUCCCCAGCAAAGUCACCAAGAAGUAUCACGAGGUCCUUCAGUUGAGACCCAAGACGGGCGUCCGGGGGCUGCAUAAGUCGCUCACAGACGUGGCCCUGGAGCACCACGAGGAGUGUGACUGCGUGUGCAGGGGGAGCCCCGGGGGAUAACGCCUCGCGGUGGCUCGGGGCUGCCACUGCGACAGAACUCGUGCCUUAUCUCCAUCCGCAAUCCCGGCUGGCUGUUGGUUCCAGGGCCCUUUCAUCUUCAGGAUUUACAGCGUGUUCUGAGAGAGGAGACACCACACAGAAUUAGGGGUUGUGCAACGGCCCUUUGGAGGAGAGGCCCCACGACAGGAGAAAAGUCCUCGCCGGGGAAAGGAAUGAACCUUGUAGAUUCCUAGUUGGUGGCAAAGUCCCCACGUGCGCCCUUGGCUGCGUCUGUGUCUCUUGUCUGGAUGUGGCCUGGGUUCAUGUCAGCACAGGAGACACUGCCCCUAAGCCCCUGGUUCUGUCGCCUUGCUUAACUCUAAAGCCCCCUGCUCUGGGCCUACAAUCACAGAAAUCUGGGAUUGUUUCUCAUAUUCACAUGCAUAAGCCAGAGUGUUCUAAGUUCUACCAACGUGGGUUUUAAAAAAGAACUGUGUUGCCAUGAAUUAAACUUGUGUCACGCUGAUAGGAAAGACUGGAUUUUCCCUAUUUCUUACUCAGAUUUCUACCAUUUAGAAGAACAGACCUCCAUCCACGGUUUGGAACAGACAAACCUGAGGAGAAGAGUGGCCUUAUCUUCACUUUAUAAGUUGGUUUAUUUGUGUUAUUGUGUACAUUUUUAUAGUCUCCUUUUGACAUUAUAACUGUUUGCUUUUCUAAUCUUGUUAAAUAUAUCUAUUUUUACCAAAGGUAUUUAAUAUUCUUUUUUAUGACAACCUAGAUCAACUAUUUUUAGCUUGGUAAAUUUUUCUAAACAGAAUGGUUAUAGCCAGAGGGACAAAGAUGAUAUAAAAUAUUGUUGCUCUGACAAAAAUACAUGUAUUUCCUUCUUGUAUGGUGCUAGAGCUUAGAUCAGUCUGCAUUUUAAAAUAUUGACAUGGGAAAUGGAUAGAAUUUGAUAAGUUGCAAAGAGUCUUGGAAAAUAAAUAAAUAUGUCAUCUUCCACUCCUCUUAUUGGAGACACCAGCGAGAAGCAGCAUAUUCCCGUAGACAUCCAGAUCCAAGAAUUACUAACCCUUAACCGUUAUUUUGGGAAGUGUGAGCCUAGCUCAGUAGAACAUAAAGCACCUUGAAAAAAGAGACUUGACAGCCUCCUGACAAAGCAUGCUUGGCUGUCCUGUAGGACCACAUCCUAUUUAUUGUGAUGUUCUGGUUAGAUUGUCUUUAAACUCUGUUCCAUACACUUGUAUAAAUACAUGAAUAUUUUUAUGUACAGAAGUAUAUCCUUUAACCGAUUCACUUAUUAUACUCUUUGGCAAUUAAAAAGAAAAUCAGUCAGAUCCUUUGCUUGUAAAAUGCUUAAUAUUGUGCCUAGGUUAAGUGGUGACUAUUUGAAUUAAAAAUGUAUUGAAUCACCAAAUAAAAGAAUGCAGCUGUUUCGGGGAGAAACUGAGUGUGUGUUUGCAA
Molecule: messenger RNA, 2830 nt
Organism: Balaenoptera musculus (blue whale)
Lineage: Eukaryota; Metazoa; Chordata; Mammalia; Artiodactyla; Balaenopteridae
Gene: PDGFC
Product: platelet derived growth factor C
Exons: 6
Coding region: 245-1384 (379 amino acids)
Biological process (GO): positive regulation of phosphatidylinositol 3-kinase/protein kinase B signal transduction; positive regulation of cell population proliferation; positive regulation of cell migration
Cellular component (GO): membrane
Molecular function (GO): growth factor activity; platelet-derived growth factor receptor binding
Source: RefSeq, a predicted model, not a curated record